CGGACACUUUAAUUGGCUAAAACUACUCCCCCGCUGAACUUUUGUCACUUGCUAUUUGCUCCUGCUGAUAUCCGUCACGCGGCUUCCUGCUUCACGAUGCGGUUUGUUAUUGAAGCGCAGCUCCUUUAAAUGUGAGGGGAACAGUCGGAGUUGAUGAAGUUGGAAAAUGAAGGAUUUAAGUCCUCUGCGAACCGGCUACAUAACGUUGUAAAGACACGCGUAAGAUGUCAGGGGCCCUCGAGCAAACCAGGAAGCGCCGUCCCCCCAAAAUGUUCUUGAUCUCGAGAGACAUGAACGUCCAGGACGAGCUGGAAGGUACCAUUCGUCUGCUGCGGGGGUACAUAUGCCUGGAGCAAGAUUCGGGCAAGAACAGAGGUGACUCCCCUUGGGUCAAGGUGUUAGACAAUGGCAUCAUGUUAAAAAUAGAAAGGAAGUUCCUGCUUGAAGUCCCGACUGACCUUAACGGCCUAUUGGAGCCUGUAUCUGACCCGGAGGCUCGCCUAAGACUUCUAAACAAUCCAGGGAAGCUGCAGCAUUUUGCUACCUUGCCUGUCGAUUAUCCGUUGUGGGUCGAAGUAGGCCAACGUGAAGAGCUUGCGGAGGCAGAUCUUAAAUACAUUGGACCGCUCACCAGAGGGAGCAGCGCUGUGCUAUUUGGGGUACAGCUCAAGGGUUCAGCAGUAGGUAGAGGAACGGGCAACGGUUCCUUUAAGGGCCACCGUCUCUUCACCUGCCCCGAAGCCUGCGCCCUCUUCGUCCCGGUCAGCCACAUCAGGCUCCGCCACUGGUCUAGCGACCAGGACUCUGACGCAAACGAGCGACACCGGGAGCGAGUCCACCGUAGCAACGGGCAUCAGAGCAACAAUGACCGCCAUCCUCAUCAGCAGCAGCACAGUCGUCACAUUAGUUUCCACCAGCAUCGUCCCAGCAGCCCUCCUCAGCCGCACGCUUCGGGCAUCGUCCCUCGGACAGCGGAGUCAGCGGCCCUCACAGCUAAAAACCAGGUCCAGGUCCAAGGCCCUGCGUCGCCGCCACCGUUCCACGUUGGCCAGCGGGUGUGUUUUCCCCUGGAAGACAACGUCUACGGGGGGGAGGUGCGCUUCUGUGGUCUCUUACCCGGCCGGUCCUCGUCAGGGAUGUACGUCGGAGUCCUGCUGGACGCUCCUGUUGGUAACUGGGACGGGCUCUGUAAGGGAGAGAAGCUCUGCCACAUUCCCUCCCCUCUCUAUGGACUACUUCUGCCAAUCACCAAGGUUUCCUCAGAGACGAAAUUCAACAGUCACAACCCUCCACACCAAGUUACCAAAUCCAUCCUGAAGCCAGCACUGCCCCCCGUCACUAAACAAGGCCCUAUGUCCCCAUCUACUUCUGCUCCCAAGGUUGCCCUGAUGCCCCCCAGCAAACAAGCACUUAAACCUCCACCCCAGCCGCCACCCAAGCCCACCCAAAUGGCCCUGUCUCAUCCCCCUCUUCCACCUCCCAUACCCCGCAGCCCUACUUCGCCGACCGCCACCGACCACCUGCAGCACCUUAACAACAUAUCCGACCCACCCAACGGUGUAGCUGUAGAGGAGAAGGGGGAAGCAGGACCGGAGGGUGAGCUGGAGGUGGGGUCAAUGGUUGAAGUGAACGACCCGCCUCUUUUUGGGGUCAUUCACUGGAUUGGACGGAUCAGUGGGAUUUCAGAGCCAGUAGCAGGAAUUGAGCUGGACCAGGAGCUGUCUGCAGGUACAGAUGGCAGUUACCUCGGUGAACGUCACUUCCGUUGCCCGGCCAACAAGGGGCUGUUUGUCAAGCUUCGCAACUGCAGACGGGACUCCAGGUUUCCCGCCCCUGAGGCACCCGUCAAUCAAGUGGAGCGAUGCAACUCUAUAGCCUUUGCAGAGUGGGGCAGUGAGCGUGUGGAGGAUAACACUCCUCCUGUGGACGGGGACGAGGCCAGUGAGCUCUACCAGGGCUGGAAGAGAGGCAUCCAGGGUCACCUCAACUCCUGCUACCUGGACGCUACUCUGUUCAGUCUGUUCUCCUGCUGCAGUUCAGCAGACUGGGUGUUGUUUUGGCCCUCUGACCCAGAAACUGACAAAGACUCCAGUCAGGCCCAGGACCUGCUGCGUUGUGAGAUAGUCAACCCCCUGCGAAGGAAUGGCUAUGUGUGUGCCAGUAAGACCAUGGCCUUAAGACGACUUCUGGAGGCUGCAAAUAGAGACACAGGUUUCACCAACCAGGAGAAAGAUCCGGAAGAGUUCCUCAACAAGCUUUUCCAGCUCCUCCGAGUCGAGCCGCUCCUCAAGAUCAGAUCGAUGACUCAUCGGCCUCAGGAGUGUCACCUCUACCAACUCUUCCCGCCUACACUUCCUCCCUCCUCGCCGUCAACCGUCUCGCCAGUUGACUCCCCCAUCCCUCUCACCUCGCCAUCGCCCAGUCGGAUGAGGGUCGCCAGCGUCCAGCAGCUGCUGGAGUCCUCCUUCCUCCACGCCGGCCUCAAGUUUGUCGAGACUCCCUCCUGCCUCUUACUGCUCAUGCCUCGGUUCGGAAAGGAGUUCAAAAUGUUUGACGCCAUCUUGCCCACCCUCAGCCUGGACAUCACAGACCUGCUGGACGACACUCUGAGACAGUGCAGUAUCUGUCAGGCUGUAGCUGAGUGGGAGUGUCUCCAGUGUUAUGAAGACCCAGAUAUCACUCCCGGUCAUCUCAAACAGUACUGCCAGACCUGCAACACACAGGUCCACAGUCACAGGAAGCGGGCGUCCCACAGCCCGGUGAAGAUUGCUGUCCCCGGGGGAUCGUGGACCGGCCCUUUGCAUUGCACCCGCCGACGAAUGUCUCUCUUUGCCGUAACGUGCAUUGAAACCAGCCAUUACGUGAGCUUCGUCAAGCACGGGCCCCUCCCCACCGACUGGCUGUUCUUUGACAGUAUGGCAGACCGGGAAGGUGGCGAGAACGGCUUCAACAUCCCCCGGGUGAAGGCGUGUCCAGAGGUGGGCCGCUACCUCAGCCUAUCAGAGGAUGAGUUGAGCAGGGUCGACUCCAUCUCCUUACGGGAAUCCGCCCGCCGCCUGCUGUGUGACUCAUACAUGUGUCUGUACCACAGCCCCGAGCUCAGCCUGUACAAGUGACACAACACACACACUGAUGUGAGCGUGGAACAAGAUGCUGUAAAACUGAUGCUAACUUAUUGUACUCAGGCUUAGUCUUAUCUUAACCGUCAAAUGACGUCCAAAUUAGUAACUUUUGAGUGAUGAUAAUCAGAGCCCUUGUUACUUUAUCCAGUAGAAUAUGAAAUGUUCAUUAACACAGAUUUUUUGUUUGGCCCUGUUCACACCAAAAUACAAGCGUUUGUGCCUCCAAUUUUCUGAAAAAUAAAUACCCUGAGUUUCCCCAACUCCAUUUCCUAAUCCAAACAAUAAUCAAUUUGUACAAUGUGACUUUGAAACAGGUACCAUUAAAGAAAAAAAAGAUUUUGUAAAGCAGGCGGGACAUUUUUUCAUCCAGAUGGUUAAAAGACUCUUUUAGAGAAUUCUGGUUAUACGUUCAUAACUGCAAAAGGCUUUUUAAAUAACAUUCUGGGUUUCAUAGAUUGCAGAGUAUUUAUUUUACAGCAAAUUGAAUGCAUGGCUUUUUCUAAAUCAGAUCUCAUUUGAGAUGCAUUUGAGACCUUUUCUGGACCCAGGUGUUCUGCAGUUUGACCUGGAUCUACUGUGGGUCAUAUCUCGUUAUACUAUCUCCUUGAAAAAAAGGAAGAACAGGGCCUCAGAACGUAAGCUAAAUGAGAUUAGCAGUAUUACCUAAUAUGUCUAAUGAACAAACAGCCUGUAGUAGAUGUGUACACUCAUGAACUUGAUAGUGAAUGAGUCUGAUGGGCGGCAGUAGUCUUCCCACCUGAGUUUACCUGUGUCUUAAUAAUGCUCACACUGUACAGAACCUCUGUGCCUGUAACAUAUAACACAUGUACACUUUACAAUUCAAUUUGCACUGCUUCAUUUACAUGUCAGUAUGUGUGUAUAUAAUAACAUUGCCUUCAGCUGACUGUAAAGAUUGCACACAGCUGUUUAAACAUUUUUUAUUGUUUCUAGUUUGUUAAAUAUAAUACAAACAAUGGGGAAAAUGUCCUUACUAAUAAAUGAUACUCUUCUA
This is a messenger RNA of Etheostoma spectabile (orangethroat darter), 4134 nucleotides long. It is a transcript of the gene cyld3, whose product is annotated as cylindromatosis (turban tumor syndrome) 3. The coding region runs from base 225 to 3116 and encodes 963 amino acids. NCBI's taxonomy places the organism in Eukaryota, Metazoa, Chordata, Actinopteri, Perciformes, Percidae. The record is from RefSeq and is a predicted model, not a curated record. The transcript is spliced from 17 exons.